CUCUCCAGCUCAUCAUGCCUCGGGCACUGGGAGCACCCGUUGUAGUGUGGUUGUGGGGCCUGUGCUGGUCUCUGGGUAAUGCCCACCCUCUUUCUCGGGCUGAUGCCCCUAGGCAUGGAGCUGAAGGUGGGAAUGCGACCAAGCUGGACCCAGACGUGAUUGAACGCUGCUCGGAUGGCUGGGGCUUUGAUGCUACCACCCUGGAUGAGCAUGGGACCAUGCUGUUUUUUAAAGGGGAGAUCGUGUGGAAGACUACAAAUUGGACCCGGGAGUUAAUCUCAGAGCGGUGGAAGGAUAUCCCCAGCCCCGUGGAUGCUGCAUUCCGCCGUGGUUAUGACAGAGUCUUUCUGAUCAAGGGGGACAAAGUCUGGGUAUACCCUCCUGAGAAGGAGAAGGAAUAUCCAGUGUUGCUCCAAGAGGCAUUUCCUGGAAUCCCAUCCCCACUGGAUGCAGCUGUGGAAUGUCACCUUGGAGAAUGCCUACAUGAGGGUGUCUUCUUCUUCCAAGGCAACCGCACGUGGUUCUGGGACUUCACUACAAACACCGCAAAGGAACAUUGCUGGCCGGCUGUUGGGAAAUGCUCUUCUGCCAUGCGAUGGCUCGCCCGCUACUACUGCUUCCGCGGUAACAAAUUCGUGCGCUUCGACCCCGUCUCGGGAGAGGUGCAUUCCCCAAACCCUCUGGAUAUCCGAGACUACUUCAUGCACUGCCCUGACAGAGGCCCUGCACACUGGAAUGUGACCCACCCUGGAGGUCAACGCUGUAGCCCAGAUCUAGUCUUGUCUGCACUGCUGUCUGACACACAUGGUGCCAUCUAUGCCUUCAGUGGAUUGAACUACUGGCGUCUGGACACCAGCCGGGAUGGGUGGCAUAGAUGGCCCAUUGGCCAUCUGUGGCGCCAAGGUCCUUCAACAGUGGAUGCUGCCUUCUCCUGGGAUGAUAAGCUCUAUCUGAUCCAGGGCACUCAGGUAUAUAUCUUCCUCACAAAGAGAGGCUAUAUCUUAGUAGAGGGUUAUCCAAAGCGGCUGGAGAAGGAAUUUGGGAGCCCUCAUGGGAUCAACAUCGAUACUGUGGAUGCAGCCUUUACCUGUCCUGGGUCUUCUCACCUCUACAUCAUGGCAGGACGGCAGCUGUGGUGGCUGGACCUGAAGUUAGGAGCUCAAGCCACGUGGACAGAGCUUACUUGGCCCCAUGAGAAGGUCGAUGGGGCCCUGUGUACAGAAAAGUCUCUGGGCCCCAACUCGUGUUCUGCCAGUGGUCUUGGCUUGUACAUCAUCCAAGGCCCCAAUUUGUACUGCUACAAAGACGUGGAGAAACUGACCACGGCCAAGGCCCUUCCCCAGCCCCAGAAAGUAAACAGCCUCCUGGGCUGCUCUCACCCCCAGCACUCCUGAUGUGGGUCUGGCCCAGCUCCUUCUCCCGGUUUUCCUUAAAAUAAAGCCAGAGUGCUUCUUCGCUUGAACCAAAGAGCCUUGGUUGU
Molecule: messenger RNA, 1480 nt
Organism: Hippopotamus amphibius kiboko
Lineage: Eukaryota; Metazoa; Chordata; Mammalia; Artiodactyla; Hippopotamidae
Gene: HPX
Product: hemopexin
Exons: 10
Coding region: 15-1394 (459 amino acids)
Biological process (GO): heme transport; intracellular iron ion homeostasis
Molecular function (GO): heme transmembrane transporter activity
Source: RefSeq, a predicted model, not a curated record